Messenger RNA from Aureobasidium namibiae CBS 147.97, 3147 nucleotides. RefSeq lists its product as uncharacterized. NCBI's taxonomy places the organism in Eukaryota, Fungi, Ascomycota, Dothideomycetes, Dothideales, Saccotheciaceae. The record is from RefSeq and is a predicted model, not a curated record. Gene Ontology annotation, cellular component: mitochondrial inner membrane. The transcript has a single exon. Bases 1 to 3147 code for a protein of 1048 amino acids.
AUGUUACGCCCGUCGUCAGUUCGGGACGCGUCGACAUGCCUACGAUGCAACCUGCGCCUCGUCCUCGGUCAGAUCCAACCACGCCGCUACCAAUCCUCGGAUGAGUCGCCUCAAACAUCUCAAGAAUCUCCUGCCUCCCCGGUCACGCCUCGCUCCGAUCAGCAACAGAAGCACCAAGCACCGCGUCUUCGCAUUGUCCGCCACCAUUUCAACCAUGGCAAGAUUCGUGGUAAGAAGGGCAGCCAAAGACGUGUCGAGUCGGCAGAGGCUCUGUCCAUUGCCAGCUUGGGUCAAGAUUCCGAAGUCAUCGUUCUACGUGACUUGCACGAGCCUCGGGUCGAAACAAAGAAACCUGACAACCCUCCAUUAAACGUCGUUUUCGACGACUUCGACGAUGCUGAACAGAGCCUGGCUCCCCCAACCGCUAGCGACAUUGAGAACAUGUCGGCGGGCAGAAGAGCAAUUCGUCCCAAGGACCAAGAAGUCUUCGAGUCCAUUGAUGGGCUUAGGCCACCACCCAACGUUGACGUUGUCAAGGAGGUCGAAUUCCGAGCCAUCUUCACUGCCUUGGCCAAGGGCUAUACUAUAGGACAACUGAAAGGCUACCUGCUCCAGGAAAUCGCACCUACGCGGCUCGCCUCAUCCAAGACCAGAUCUUCUCGCCGUGCUUUCGCUUCAGAAAUCACCAGCAGCAGCGGUGACCUGCAAGUCCUCAAGCGAACCGCAUGGCAUCUCGGUACUACCCCCAUCGCUAGGCGCCUGUCCGUCAUAUUCUCUGCUCAUGCAGGCCCUAAGAUGAACAACAAGGAAGAUGUUAUAGAGUCCAUUCUGCGCCAUGCCUGGAUACUAAGUAUCGAGGAAGAGAAGAAAGCCUUGGGCGAGAUAGAGUUCCUGCUGUCGCCCAUGCAAUUCGGCCUGCUGCUCACAAAGAAUUCGAAAACCUUGCAGCCCCUGCUCGAAAGCACAAGGUUCUACACCAAUUCGCGCUUUCAGUUGCACCAAGCCGACCACGUCAUUCGAAUCGUGGGCCCACGCUCUGAAGCUGAGGAGAUUGCUCUUGUUCUGACCCAAGCAUAUGCUCCUGCCAGGAGCGCUGACAUUCAUCUCGAUACUUUUGAUCUUGCCUUAUCAGCAGAUCGAGCAGGCUACACUUUACAGGACAUGUUGAGCCCCGCGCAGCUAACCAGGAUCAUGCAGUUGACCAGGACCUAUGUACACUAUGACUCCACCGCUAAGCGUGUCCGCAUUGCGAGCUUUGCUGAUGUAGCUAUCAAUGACGCCCAUCGCCUACUUGUCGCUCUCUUGGACUCUCGUACGCGGACCAAAGUCGCCAUGAUCUAUGAUUCGCACAACGCUAAAAAGUGUCGCCUCGAAAACAUAUCAUCUAACAAGGAUCUGCCUUCCUUUGCCCACGACCUCCAGCUUGGUCGUUGGGUCACCUCGUCCUCGAAAGCCAAGCAGUCCGCAACUGACCAAACUCUUCUGGGUAUUCAAGACGGCCAUUCAGUUGGUCGCCAUGACGAUAAAAUGCGCGCCGAAGACGCUGGAGUAGCAAUCUCGCCUCUGACCACUCGCAGUCCUAUCAUGAAAAGGGCCUUUGCGAUCAUGAAGACUUGUGUUGACUCAUCAGAGAAGGCACUUGAUACGAAUGUGUCAAUCUGGUCAGAGCGGCCGCCUAUGUACGACUUCUGGAGGGCUCACGUCGGCCUUUCCUUGCAUAACAAUGAAGCUGAAGCUACCUACCCCAGUGCUCAGGGUCUCUACACGAAUGAAGAAAAGUAUGCACGCUCUCACCGGAACAUCUUUACCUCCAAAGUCCCGGGCCUGGUCGGUCUCUUGGCCUCUAUCCCACCCAACGAUCCCAAGAAGGAAGCUCGUGUCAGGCGUACUAGGCUCAUAGCUCAUCUGAUUCCAUCUCCUUUUGAGCAUGCAAAAACUUGGGCUUCGACGGCAUUCCCCAAAAUUCAGCUUCGCUUUUACAUCGAAGGCUCUACCGAGUUACGAAUGUCUGAAAAGCACGUUUUUGCUGAUCUGCCCAGCGGUAAACGUAUAGUUUUCCAGGAUAUACGUGCCGUCAUUCGUACCGAGAUUGUACAGCUAAAUCUGCCUUCACACCCUGCUGAUAUACAAUUCAAGCGCGAACAGCGACUCGUUAGUCGUCGUGUGAGCGAUGAUGUGGGCAUCAAAUCGUUCAUUGACGCUAUAUUUGAAAGUAUGAAGAGCGAUACCGUUCUGCGUGCUCCUCCAGCUCUUCAGAUACCCAUUCCGCAAAACAUAGUCGCUCCCAUGCCGGAAAGAUACCUACCACAGAUGCGAGGCGCAGUACGUGGUCUCAAAGCUCAAGUCUGGUCCAAACAAGCUACGAAGAGCGGAGUAGUCCCCGUCAAGUACCUCUUUGCUGGUUUCGAAUACCAGGAAGCACGAGACUUUGAUCUUGGGACACUUGCACCAUACCAUAAGGCGGAUCUCCGGUCUUAUGAAGGGGGUGUAACAGGAGGCCGUCGCCUUGAUCUGAGCUUGCUCGCUAAAGACGCCAAGUCCACAGAAGUUGUCGAAGACAGCAAAUCUGUGCAAAGGCUUGUGGAUGCAUCGAUCAGGUUGAUCAACGCUUUGGCAGAGUCUCAAGUCGGUCAACCGAGAAGUCGUCCUCAUUUGGCUCAUGACACGCGACCCAGAAAAUCACGCAAGACAGCCCCUGAAUUAGAGGAACAUCCCAAGGAGAUGAAACAGAGACGCCUUGACAAGAAGAAGACGUCACAAGCAAAGGAGAUCAGCAACAUGGAUUCAUCAGAAGUGAACGAGGUGGCAGAACAAGACAAGGCUCUCGAGCUAGGCACCGAUCAGGACGACGCAGAAAGAGUGACACCAAUCGAAGCGAAUGCUCAAGAGACAAUCACGGCUGAGAAGCCAGAGACUCGACCUCGAGUCUUCGAUGCCCCUGCAGAGCAGGAGCAGACGGAGCAAACGUCAAGCACAGAUGCGUCCACCUCGACAUCUAGUACGAUCGAUAACGAUACGACUGAGCAGACAUCUACUCAAACACCACCCGGGCCUGAGACACCAGAGGCCAAGGCAGAAGAAGCAAAGCCCGUCGAAGAAGAACCCCUGAGCGUUCGUCUUCAACGCAUGAUGGGUAGUGGUCGUUGA